GUUAAAAAACUCACGUUUUCGGAUGUAAGCUUUUAUCUAGAAGAGUUCGAGGAUGACAACGAAUUGGGUUACCUUAAUAUUCAACAGCUAUCAAAAAAAUUCAAUAAUUGGAAGAGUGUAAAUAAUGCAUUGAACGCAAAAUCAGUAGAACUUAAAAAAGAAAAAGGCGACGACCAUGAAAUAAUGGCUACGGAGUUCUUGUUGAUUAUGAUGGAAAUCAAUCCAACAGGCAAUGGUCUAACUAUAGCACAAAUAGAAAUGUUUGAUGGUUUGUACGAAGCACAUAAGACAUCCGGUAGCGUUGAUCGUGUAGCAUGUGAAAAAGUGUUCAAAGAGCUUGGUAUGACCGUAAAUGACGAAUUGGAACUGCUAUUUAACUCCCAGCGACCGGCUGGAAGAUUGUUGAUGGAUUUAAUCAUCCUUGCGGCAGAACGCAAUACGGCGGUUGAGGAAAAUGAAUUGAGUGUAUUAAGUCUAAACGAUGUCGUAACUGCCAUAAACGAAUUCAUUAAGAUGGACAAUAACAAUGACUGUUUACUUUCCCCUAAAGAGUAUGAAAACUACGUGGAUACGUCGCGUACUGUGUUUAAAGGGUCGGAAGAAACUGUCGAAAAAGCGAAACAUUGUUUAAGCAAAUUCGAUGACAUUCAAACAAUAAAUGCUUUGGAUUACAUUAAAGCGGUAUUUUUCAUUCAAAAUCAUACCAAUGAAUUAAAAGCUUAAUACCGCUGGUGAUUAAGUACAAGCUUUAACAAUAUUAAUUGGACAUAUUCAAUAA
This is a messenger RNA of Adelges cooleyi (spruce gall adelgid), 778 nucleotides long. RefSeq lists its product as uncharacterized. The annotation marks the transcript as partial. The record is from RefSeq and is a predicted model, not a curated record. Lineage: Eukaryota; Metazoa; Arthropoda; Insecta; Hemiptera; Adelgidae. The transcript is spliced from 6 exons.